Molecule: messenger RNA, 2593 nt
Organism: Gigantopelta aegis
Lineage: Eukaryota; Metazoa; Mollusca; Gastropoda; Neomphalida; Peltospiridae
Exons: 3
Coding region: 97-879 (260 amino acids)
Source: RefSeq, a predicted model, not a curated record
GUCAGCUUCUCCAGCAGCCCCAAGCUCUGACUGCCCUCUCGGAUUUCCUUCUCUGCUGUCCUCCUCCAUGUUUCUUGUUACAAAGCAAAAACGAACAUGCCAUCACUGGUGUUGGCUCCAGUAACGUGGGUGUUCGCAGGACUGUUACCGCUGGUGCAUCUAAACAUUAACACCGGACAUUCGUUAAUUAGGUCACUUCCACUUAUUGUCCUAUCCACAGGUGGCGCCACAGUAUUAUUCAUGAACAUUGCAGCCAUUUGCUUUCUUGAACACGAACUGACGAUCAUAUCAAGUUUCUACCUCAUUCUAGUGAUGGGCUUUCUGAACUCCAUGGUGCUAUCGGAAUUACACUGCAACCAGGAUUUAAAGAAGUCGCUGUUACAAAGAGCAUUCUUCAUCUCCCUUUUUUCUUUUUCGUUCUUCUCAUCAAUCUUUGUUUACUGUACGAAUCUCUGGGGAAAUAUGGACCCAGCAGAAGAUAUGACGUAUAUCGUACACGUGGAUGACAGUUUUGUGGUUUCAUCUUCCAAGAUCGGCAAUGAUAUCUGUCUACGAUGCGUUGUACUGUCAUACGUAUUUUAUUAUCUCCCGGUUUUCACCAUGCUGGCGAUACUAUUUUACAAAUGGAUCAAAGGAGCAUCUAAAACAGAAGCCUGCGCUGUGUGUUCUAAAAACAGACCUUGUCUGUGGUAUUCCUGUGUAUACUUGGCAAUAAUAACGUUUGUAGCGCGUCCCAUCGCGCUUUUGUACACCAAACAACUCUGUGAAGAUCUCUCUGCGAUGUACAUGAUUAUACCCAUAUUCUAUGGCAUUGGAUUCACAUACCUUCCACAUCUUAAAGAGACGAUAAAUGAUUCCGGGAAUGUUAUCCAUAUUUGACUUAAGGUACACGUGGAAUGCCGUUUCCGUGUUUUAGAUCAGUGGCGGAUCCAGAAAUUCCAUUUAGGGGGCCCCAGUGACAUGAGGUGGAAUGUCAAGGGAAUUUUGAGGGAGGUUUGGAGGGGAAUCGUAAAAAAAAAUGAAAAUUAAUAUAUAAUAAUAUCAUAACUAUGGGAAAAUUUAGGGGGUGGGGAUGGGGCGAACCCCUAGAGCCCCCCGAGAUCCGCCUCUGUGGAUGAUCGAAAUAAAAACUUCAUUAACAAUACACUAUUACAGAGAAUACAUAGACUUGUUUAUGUGAUAUGCAGCAUUCAUGAAUGGCGAUCUUUAUUUGACCUAUAAAAUUUGGGUCAAAAUUAUCCUUUUCAGAUGUCCGGGACUCGACAUUAGCAGUAGCCCGGGGUGUUUUGACUACCAAUUUAUCACUCGGGCUACCAGAUGUCUAAACCUGGUAGUCCUCUGGGCUACUAGAUGUUUUUUGUUUUGUUUUUUUGCACCUCCAGUUUCUCUGCAAUCAACAAGAUGCUUAAAAAAAAACACCCCAAAAAACCCCCAGCAACAACAAACCCAUCCUAAAACAAUGUUUAAAUAAAAAUAAAUUAUUUAGCUUUUUUUUCUCUCCUUUUUUAAAAGUUUAUUAAAAUUAUGGGCUACCAAUUUUACUGAGGGCUACUAGAUUUCAUAACUUGAAAAGUCACGGUCAAGACCUGAUUUCCAUCAUAUUGGAAUGUAUUACUGGGAUGGUCACCUUUAUGAUAAAUUAUAUGAAGUUUAAUCUCUCUCCCCCCCCCCCCCCCCCCCCCCCCCCCCCCCCCCCCCGGUGGCACCGGUAAACACUUCUGGUCCAUGGAGUAACAGGUAUCCGUUUUGUUUCAAACGGUGGCCAAGUAAAGAACGGCUACUGGAUGUCAAACAUUUGAUAUUUUUUACCAGGAAACCAGCAACAUUUUUCCAUUGGUAGUAAGGGAUUUUUUUAUAUGCACAAUCCGACAUACAGGAUAUCACAUACCACGGUCUUUAAUAUACCGGUUGUGAUGCAUUGGCCGGAACGAGAAAUAGACCAAUGGGUCCACCGACCGGGAUCGAUCCUAGACCGAUCGACGUGCAACACGAGAGAACUUUAGCACUGGUCUAGGCUUGAAACUAAUCACCUAUUUGUAAAUAAUAAUAACAAUAACAAUGUGUAUUUAUAGCUCAGUUUCGAUGAAGCCUCUGUAGGGUAACAAUGAAUUAUAUAUUUGUCAGUUGUCUCUAACUUACCUGUACACGUCAUAAUUGGCAUACGACGGUCGGUACGGUAUUGUCCUUUUGGUGUUUUGGUGUUUCAGAACACUUGGGUGCUUUCAGGCCCACUUAAAUGUCUCAGGUAAUACGUGGAAAACACGCCAGAAUCCCCCCUCCCACACAUACACUGAAAAUCCGUCCUACAGGCCUGUCUUUCAAGGUUUCAGUAACUGUUCUUGUUCGGUUGUUCCAAAUUUUCGAUUCUUUGCUUUAUUGUGGAUAUUGGGCAUAUAAUAAAUGUUCUUUUUAAGUCGGAUUAACUUCCGAGAACGUUCGGGGUUUAAGUGACAAACACAUUUUGGGGGAAAUUAACUUUAUUAUUUAUCUAUUUUGGGUAUUAUGUAUGCAUGCCUUUUUGUUUUGUUGUUGUUGUUGUUGUUUUUUGUUGUCAUUUGUAAAUAAAUAUCUAUGCUUUGUGUUACCUUUCAAA